This is a messenger RNA of Leptopilina boulardi, 4077 nucleotides long. RefSeq lists its product as uncharacterized. The record is from RefSeq and is a predicted model, not a curated record. The transcript is spliced from 2 exons. Lineage: Eukaryota; Metazoa; Arthropoda; Insecta; Hymenoptera; Figitidae. Bases 161 to 3781 code for a protein of 1206 amino acids.
GUCCACCUUGUUAGAUCAAAUUUUUUUUUUUUUUUAAAGAGAUAAAUGAAAAAAUCCAGUGAUUUUUACAUCCAAAUGUGAGAUAUAAGUCCAAUGUGUAAUCGAAGAAAAAACAAGGGUUAAACGUUACGAGAGUGAUUGGUUUUUUUUUUAAAGAACAAUGUAUUUUUAUCUUACGGUCCUUUUAUUGCUGAAUUGGUCAUGCGUGAAAGGAACGGAGGAGAAGAAGCAGAAUGUCAUUCCCGAUCAAAUUGCUCUCCCAUCAUCAAAACGAGAAAUCGAGAAACUGCCACACGCGGAUGAGAUUUACAAUUUGAAUGAAACCUCAUCCAAAAGAGUGACUGUUCAUUAUGAAAAUUCCAAUGGAUUCAUGCCAAUAGUUGUAUUGGAUCAUCGACGUGAAAAUAUCAUAACAAAAUCAAAAGACACUAAUCAGAAAAAAAGUGAAAGCGUCUUAGAAAAUGAUCCUGUUUAUUCAAUGGAAGCGAGAAUGUUUUUAAAUUUACCACAAUCGGGUGCUAAUCGUCGAAAUUUUGAAUCAGGUGACAGAAGAAGUGAUUUAGAAUUAUUGAAAGUCGACAGUAAUACACCCGCAAUUGCAAACUAUCAGGAAUUUUAUGAAAAUGUUCAAAGUGUCAUUAAUCAAAAUCAAGAUCCCGCUGAUAUUGGAAAAAAGAAGAAUUCAAGAAUAAGAGGUAAAUAUCGUAAUAAACAAGUGCAAAAUAAAGAUAAUGAAGAUAUGUACAAUCGUCAUUUUCCUCUAAAUUCCUAUAAUAGCAAUCAAUUUAAGUCUAAUUACGAUACAGAGAAAGUGAACAGUAAUCAUCAUAAUCAUCAACAACACGACAUGUCAGGGUAUAAUCUUCAACGCAACGUUGCUUCGAAAGAGAAAACAGUGGCAAGGACAAAUUUUAAUACGAGACUGUCAUCUGUAAUGGAGAAGAAAUCAAAAAGUGAAGUCGUUCAGAAAUUACAUACCGAUAAUAAUGAUAAUGAAUGGAAGAAUAAAAAUCCUUUAACCAAUGUUGAUGACGAUUAUAGUCUCGAGCUGAAACAUGGAUCUCAAAGAUCAACAAUUUCUCCGCAGGAUAUUUCCGCUAAUCCUUCAGAUUUAUCAAAUUCCCCUUCGAAUAUUUACGUUCAAGAUGGUGGAUACGAUAAUACAGGAACUAGUCGUCACUAUGAGCGUUCAGAGGAUUCGCAAGGAAGUUCCGAUGAAAGUCUCGAUUACAUGGAUGUCACUGAGAAACCAAGAAGAGUUCACAAAAGUAGAAGACGACCACAAACUGCUGAAUUAUCCAGAAAACUCCCCAAAGAACAUCGAUAUACACAGGAAAAUGAUGAUCGUAAACGACAAAAUCUUGCAAGAGCCAAACAACGACAUCGUCAACGUAACAAACAAAAUCACUGGGAUGACGAAGGUCGUUACCAAUAUCAAGAUGAGAGUCACGAAGAGAAACUUGAUAAUUCAGAAGCUGAUAAUACAAAUCAGAAUACAAAUUCUUGGAAUCAAGUUGGAUCAUCGAAUGUAGAAGUUGCACAAUCGAAUGGCUAUCAAGUUGAUCAAAUAGAAAAACCAAAGUUACUAGUACCAGUGAACGUAAACCUUGUACCAUUUACACAGUUCGAUCAUCAAAAUGCAUUAGGCACUAGUCAAGGAUUUGACAUUAACAAUGCAAUGAUCCAAAAUCUAGGUUCUGGCAUGUCAAUCGUCAGCACUGCUUCUCCAUUCGUUAGCACAUCACAAACUUUAAUUCCAAAAACUAAUCAAAAUUCUCGUCAGGUGCCCGAUAUCAUUGUCGGACAAAGCAGUAUGCAAAAUCCCGUUUCCGUUCUUCUACCGCAGGGACAAAGUCCUACAGCUAGAAGUGCAUCAAGCACAACUCCACGUUCCAUCUUCGCUUCUGCCUCAACAAUAGCACCAACUUAUCAAUUAAAUCAUCUUCCCACUAAUCACAUUCUUCUACCACAACCAUCCCUUCAAACUGUUUCAAAUAUAAUUCAAGAAAACUCUGAUAUUCAAAUUCAACCUCACGGAAUUCAUGGCCAAAAUCUAGUUCCCCUACAGAACAUUCCCAUUGUUUCAAGUACAACUCCAAUGAGCCAAAAAUUUUCCACCGAGGGACAAUAUUUAGCAACAGCCAGUUUAGCAGUUGGCAAUGAUCAUCAUAAUUCCAAUCAGAAAACAAUUUUUCAGCUUCCAGCAAUAUUGCACACUGGUGUCAUCAAUCUAAAUAAUCAAAAUCAGCAAAAAUCUCAGGACUCGUUUGUUGUAGCGAGACCAAGAGAUAAUGCUCAAAUUCAAAAGGCUACAAAUGACGCUUUUUUGAGUUCUAUGAAGGAUCUGCAAAUGCAAAUACAGAGGAAUCAAUUGUCAAACAAUUAUCAAGGUGCCGAUUCUAUUGGAAGUUCAAGCAACAAUAUUAAUACAUUUGCUGGAAUCCCUGUUAGUAUCAUCAGAACACAAUUGCCUGUUAUGGGCUCCAAGAAUGUAGAGAUCAUCAAUCCCAACAUUAAACCAAGUCCAGUUGAUUUGACAAUAUUCAAUCCCGUAACACCUGUUAAUCAAUUUACGGCAAUGUACACAACACCUGUUCCAGUCAUUAGUACAUCAAGUUUCAUCAACUCUAGACCAGCACCUACGGAGAAUGUUCACUUAAGCAAUUAUGUUGAUUCACUAACCGAAUAUGGAGCCAAAACACCACCAAGUAGCGUUUUUAAUUUUCUUCCCAUUGAAGACAAUAUCAAGAGUGCAUCUUCACAUAAAAAUUCACGAGGUUCGACCAAGGCAAAUCUCAAAUCUGAAAUAGCAAAAUACGCCGAAGAAAUGGUGAGAGAAUCAUUUAAAACAAUGUACAAUUCACAAAAAUUAAAUAAUGAUCGACGAUUACCAGGAAAUAUUAGCAUUGUCGAUUCUUCGGAAUUGGCAAAAUUAAGAAACGAACUCCUACGACUAAAACCAACUAGCACAGAUUCAAAAUCAUCAAAAGAUGUUUUGGAAGCUCAUCAAACAGAAAACAAAUUUCGAACAUCAAAUUCAAGACCAUCGAAAACAAAUUCCCAAAAACCAGCAUUCUCCCUCGAACAAAUUGAACAUAUUCUCAAAGAUGAUAUGAAUUCCGAUUACUAUGGAAAACAAGAAUUCGACGAUGGAUUUAAUUUUAGAAUUAAUGAUUAUCUCACACCACCAAAACCAAAUUCAUUUUUGUCAAAAAGUCCAUUUCACGAUAAACCAGUGAAAAAACGUCCACCUGGACCAAGACCCACUGGAUAUUCAAGAUCACGACAUCGAAAACCCGGUGGUUAUAAACCACACGGUUUAGAAACAGCUGCGUCAAAUAAUUUUGAAUUUGGUUUUGAUGCUCCUCGUUUUAGAAAUAGGCCUCAUUUUGAACAUGAUUAUCAUGAAUUUCGUCCUGGACGUCAUGGACAUUCGAAAUAUCGUCAAAAAAAUAGAGCUUUUAAUAAUAAUUAUUCCACUUUUAGUUCAUCAGGAUUGGAUAAUGAGAAAAAAUCAUUGAAUAAAGAUCUUUAUGAAAUUAAUAAUCCUAAAUUUCAUAAUCUUCUUGGAUUAUUGAUGAAAAAUAAAAGACUACCCAAUGGAAUUCCACAGAAUCAUUUAAAUAAUAGGGAUAAUGAUAAUUUUGUGAAAAUUCUCGAAGUGGAAAAACAACGACUUGAGAAUCAAUUUUAUAAUGAUGCUUUACAAGGAUUGCAGAAAAAAUUAGAUGAAUCAAAAUUAGGUCAGCAAAAUAUCAGUCAAAUCAGUCCAAAAUUUUGAUUUAUUUUUUAGAUUAAAAUAAGAAAAUGUAUAGAAGACAUAUAACUAAAUUUUAAAAAAUAAUUCUAUUAUUGUACCAUUAGAUUCAUUUUUUAAUUUUAUUUCGAGAAAUAAUUAUUUUUUUCAUUAUAUUUUCCAUAUCCUAUAUAUAUAUAUAUAAUACACUUGCUGAACAGAUUUAGCUUCUGAAAUUAUUUCAUAAUUUAGAGGAAAAAUGUAAAAUAACAAAAUUAAUUAAAUUAAAAAUUUAUAUAGAAAAUAAUAAAAUUAAUGUAAUUGUAUUUAAUAAUAAUUAU